CUAGCCGUUCCUCUAAUAAGCGGGUGAGGGAGGGAGAACCAGUGGACCAUCCUGAAGCCUCUUCAUCGGCUCUUAUCGAGCUCACAAAACGAUCAGAAAGUUCACUCUUGCAUUUUAUAAUGGCCGAUGGAUUCAGCCCAUUAUGAUUUCUCAAGCAAUCCAGCUAUCAUGUGAAAAGAAUGAUUUGACGUACCUGGGCGUAAUAAAUUGAUUCAGUGGGUGGUCAACUAUUGGAAAUGGUUUUUCUCAUGUCUCUGACAGAAUACAGUAACUUGUGGAAUGCAGAAGUCAAGGUAAGCCUGCCCCUAGCUUUCCAUGUUUUAUAUUAGGUGGAGUAAUGUGCUCUUGUUGCUAUUCAGCAUGCAAAAACACAUUCCAAGUAACAGUGGUUAGGCUGUUGACUUCUUGGUGUUAGCAGAUGCCUAAUGGGGGAAACUGCAAGUGUAAUUGUUUUUUAAAGGGGAAUGUCUCGCCUUCAUGUGAUAUGCUUUGGAGACCCAGAGCUGAAAUUUCUCUAUCAGUAUCUUUACCUGGCAAGCAAAGAAGAAAAUAUUUUGUGUGGAAUUCAUGGACUAGAUCCUAUAAAAGAAGGCAGCCGGCUCAUAUGUUAGGGUUUUGGAUGGGGGAGACAUGGCUUACCACACGGCCUCUCAUCUCAGCCACAUCUCGAGAUGAAGACAAGAUUUUAGAAUGCUUUCAUAGUGAUUCUUUGGUCCACAAGCAAGUCCUGACUGAUCUUGCAGUCAAGGGAAUAAUUUGCUCUGAUAAAAAUGCUGCAUUUGUUAAAUGCUCACAUUCAAGGAGAACAUCUUUAGAGAGUGAACAGCCUCUUGAGGACCCAUGGCUACUACUCCAGUCUGCUCCCUUCUCUGAGUAUUUUGCACAGUCAAAUGCUUCUCGUGGUUUGACCGAUGAAGACGAGAUUGUGAAAUGCAUUAAUAGUGUUCUAGAGCCAAAGCCCUUAAAUGAAUUCAUGUUCGAGGUCGUAUCCUCUUCUGCAGAUACUGUUGCUACUAUUAAUAAAAGCUCUGAUCUUUCUAGAACUUCAUCUCAAAGUGACCACCCUGUGGAGGAGCCCUGGUUAUUCCAAUCAUCUCUCCUCUUUUUUGAAUCUAACAUGAAUGUGGGUUAUGAUUUGUCUGAGAAUGAAGGGCCUGUUAAAGAUGAGGCACUUCAUCAUGAUCAGAAUCAGCAAGUUCCAGAAAAGCUGUUACCUGAUGAAGAGAGUAAUGCAGUUUCACAGGACUCUGUUUCCACAGUUAUACUGAUUAAUUCUUCCAUAUGUACCAUGCAGAGGAUUGCUGUUUUGGAGGAUGAACAAUUGGUUGAAUUAUUAUUGGAACCUGUGAAAAAUAAUGUGCAGUGUGACAAUGUAUAUCUAGGAGUUGUCACAAAACUAGUUCCCCACAUGGGUGGUGCAUUUGUAAAUAUUGGGAGUCCUAGAUCAUCUCUAAUGGAUGUAAAGUCCAAUAGGGAACCAUUUAUGUUCCCUCCAUUUUGCCAUCGUACAAAGGAAAGAAAAGUAAAUGGUGCUGUGUCUCUGAAGCUUCAAGAACAUCAAGGAAUGACAGAAUAUGAACACAAUUCUAAUGAUGCUGACAUCGUUGAUGAGACUGGGGAACAUGAAAUCGAGGAUGAUUUGGUGCAAUACUUGCACAAUGGUUUUGAGGAGCAUGAAAUUGAUGAUGACUUUGAUGAUCCAGAAGUACUUAAGGAAAAUGUAAAUGGUAGAGUAGCUUUCUACAGAGAUGAAGCUGGUUUUGAUAGAGAUUUGGAUCAGUUAAGUGGAAGUGUGCACCAUCCUGAUAGUCACGUCGUCAAUAAAUUUCUUCCUGUAGAAACAGGAUGUGCUCAUGAUUCACAGCCUUCUCAUCUCCAAGAUAUGAAAGAUGGUAAUGGUGCAUACACAGAUGAAAGCAAGUGGGCCCAGGUUCGCAAAGGCACUAAAAUAAUAGUUCAAGUUGUUAAAGAGGGAUUGGGUACAAAAGGCCCCACGCUGACCGCAUAUCCAAAGUUAAGAAGCAGAUUCUGGAUUUUGAUGACUUGCUAUAAUAGGAUUGGAAUUUCAAAGAAAAUUUCUGGUGUUGAGCGUACACGCUUGAGAGUCAUAGCAAACACAUUGCAGCCUCAGGGCUUUGGUCUGACCGUAAGGACUGUUGCUGCUGGUCAUUCUUUGGAGGAGUUGCGGAAGGACUUGGAAGGCUUGCUUUCAACUUGGAAAGCUAUAAUGGAGCAUGCUAAAUCUGCAGCUCUUGCUGCAGACGAAGGCAUAGAAGGGGCAGUUCCUGUUUUGUUGCAUAGGGCAAUGGGACAAACACUCUCAGUUGUCCAGGAUUAUUUCUCUGAUAAGGUCAAAAGCAUGGUGGUUGACUCUCCAAGGACAUAUCACGAGGUUACCAACUAUCUUCUGGAAAUAGCUCCUGAUCUAUGUGAUCGAGUUGAGUUGUAUGGCAAACGAACUCCCUUGUUUGAUGAAUAUAAUGUUGAGGAAGAGAUAAACAAUAUCAUCAGUAAAAGGUCUCAUUAUAAACAUUUUAUGGUCGUCAUGCAAACAUCUCAGCAUACUUCCUUCCAUCUUGUUUGCAAUCGGUACUCCCUUUACUAUUUCAACUUUGCACCCUCCUUGCUUCUCUUUCCAAUUCAACCUCAGCUUCCUCACUUGGAUGGAUUAUUACAUGAACCUGUUUGGUAG
Molecule: messenger RNA, 2692 nt
Organism: Ilex paraguariensis (yerba mate)
Lineage: Eukaryota; Viridiplantae; Streptophyta; Magnoliopsida; Aquifoliales; Aquifoliaceae
Source: the annotation of a GenBank genome assembly